GGGGCUUAGCCGCCCCAUUUCGGCGGAAUCCAGAUUCCGAUUUCGAUUCCACGCGGAUCGCGGAGAUGUCGAUCCCUGGCGGCCCAGAGGCAGCAGAGUUGGAGCACAUGAUCCAGCAUGGCGAGCUCACCAGGCUCUACGGCGUGCGCCUCGCCGAGAUCCCGGAGCGCGGCUUGGGGUACUGCGCGGUCCGGCGGAUCAAGCGAGGGGAGGCGCUUCUCUUCGACCGCGCGCGAUGUUCGGCGCUCGUGGGGGAGGAGGACGUAGCUCAGCUGGCGGCACAAGUGGGUGAGGGCAGUGAGGUCAUGGCCUUAACGCACGGCGCUGGUUCUGACGACGUGCUGGGCAAGAUCCAGAACAACGUUUUUCAUGCAACUCGAGACGUGGAGUGGUGCGCGCUCUUCUUGGGCGUGGCGCGGCUGAACCACAGCUGCCUCCCCAACGCCUUCGUGGAUUGCUCCCGGAGCUGUGCGGUGGUCCGGGCCUUGACGGAGAUCCAGGAGGCCGCGGAGGUGCUGAUUUCCUACGUCCCGGUCAGCGACGCCUUGGCCGCGCGAUCGGAGCAGCUGCGGCACAAGGGCUUCGACUGCGACUGCGCGCGCUGCCGCGAGGAGGCGCAGGGCGUGCUGCUUUGCGCCUGCGGCGCCUGGCUGCCAGAAGAGGCCGCGGCCUGCCCCUGCGGCGCCGAUGCAGCGACGCUGCACAGCGCUUCAGCGGCGCUCAGCCAGGCGAAUGAGUUCAUGCAGUCGCCGGAAGCUGCGAAAACGGACACCCGUCAGCUCAUUGCCAAGCUGACCAAGCUCAAGGAGGAGUGCUAUUCGAAUGGCCCGUUGCCGCAAAGCGCCGACACGGUGACCUUCCUCAACAACCUCUCCAACCUCCACUUCUUCAGCGCCCAGCACCUGGCGGGCCCUCAGCGAGAGGAGGCGCUGGUGGCAUUCUACGAGUGCAAGCGGCAGCUGAUGGCCAGCUACGAGGCGCUCCACGGGGGUUCAGCGCAACGGGACGUGAGCUUCCUGCUGGCGCUGCAGCGGCUGCUGGCGCUGGAGCCGCCCCAGGAGCUGAGGAAGCUGUGGCAGCAGCAACUGCUGCGGGCCUGUUUGCUGCAGUUCGGCCAGAUGCAGCUGCCGCCCAACCUCCAGCCAGCCAGCCAGCGCCCGGAAGAUGUCCUCCUCGACGAGCCGGACACGCGCUUUUGCAUCUGCUACGACGAGACCUCGCCGGUGAUCAUCGCCUGCCUCUGGGCCAAGCUCCAGGGCGCGGGCGUCGAGGACGUGGUCGCCUGCUUGUGUGAGGAGAGAGCUGAGUGGGACAAAGCCGGCGAGAGCCACCUAGUGCAGGCGGCGGAGACAGCGGACCCCACCAUGGAGGAGGUUUACCAAAGUGUAAUCCGGUGCCCGCGCCCGUUUUGGGACCGGGAGGUGCUGAAACGGCAGUGGAGGCUUCCCUUGGACUGUGCCACCGGAAAAGGCUAUGCCUUGGUGUCGCGGUCCAUUGAGGAGGGUAACCACGAUCCCGAGAGGGUGCAGGCCUUUGUACACAAGGCCGGGGCCUUGCUGAGACCAGCAAAUGGCGAGGAGGUGUCGCGGAUCGCCAACUGCGCCAGCACAGAGAUCACCAGCUGCAGCCAGAUCGACAUGGGCGGCUUGAUCCCUGCCUGGGCCACCAGCUACCUCUCCUCGGUGGUCGUCGGCAAGGCGGUCAGCUGGACAGACAACCUGAAGCGGCACUGCGCGGCGCGCAACGGGGGCGAGUCGAGCUGCGGCGACCAACUUGACCAGCUUCAACUGAUGCAACGCUGGAAGAAGCGCACAGGCUUCGCCCGGGAUAAUGUGACGACUUCGACGACUUGCUCCGCCAAAGAUGCGAAGAAUGUAGAAUCGAUGGAGACAGCUCUCAAAGCCAUGUCCAAUUGGGCCAUCGCCGAGGAUGUAAAAAGCGCUAUGGAAAUGGUCACAGGAGAAGCAGAAGAGGAGUAUGAGAAGAUUUUAGAAGACACCAUCCCGGUGACGGUUGGUAGCCAAUCCUGGCUUGAUCGCCUAGAGAGUGUCGGAAAGUCGGUGGUCACAUACGCGGCAGGCAAAAUCCCAGUGAUUGGCGGAGUUGUGGAGAAAGCAAUUGAUCUUUUCUGGCCCGAGAGUGGUGACGUCUACGACAUCUGGCAGCUGAUCGUGGGGGAGGUCUCGGAGAUGGUGGACGUGAAGAUCCUGGCCUACGAGCUCCGCGAGCGCUACGCCGACCUGCUGGCCUUGAAGCGGGAGAUGAAGCGGUACACCAGGAGCAAGUCCACCAUUGACCGUGGCAACUUCUUGAGCAUAGCCCUUGCAAAGGUGGAGGAUAUCAUAGCACAUUUGACAGUAUCAGGAAACAAGCUUCAGCUGUUGCCAUUGACCAUUGCAACGGCCACUAUCCAUUGUGUCAUUCUCCGUGAGAGGGUCAAUGAUGGUCCAUCUCUUUAUGGUGUGGAUGAUGGCUCAUGGGCUUUGGAGCUCCAAUCUGCUGUGGCCUUCUAUCAGAGUUUCUUCAACUACACCUAUGGAGAUUGGUUCGCAUGGCGGUCUGACAAGGUGGAGACAAGCUCACAAAUGAAUGGACGGAGGCGAGGGACCUGCUCGUCCAGCACGAAGGACACGCUUACGGGGACCCAGUAUGACCUGUCUUGGAGUGGGGAGGUGUCAAACGACGACAGAUGCGCAUCUGCCGCCGCUCUGCAGAAGUCUCGUUUUGUACGAGAUGUGGCUCGCUCCAUCAUUGCAAGCUUGAGAACUGUGAUGUAUCUUCAACGCUAUGUUCCUGGUAUGGAGAUGAAGCCUGUUCAGGUGCUGCCAGCGAUCAAAUAUGUCACGCUUGGACCAUUCGCAUACGUCUCUCAGCCGGUUUCAGAGCUUCAAGUGUCCUACGCAAACGACCUGCCCACACUUGCGAAGAAUUGUGACUCCGGCCCUGGAAAUAUUACCAAAGUCAUCGUUCGAUCUUUCAACGUUGUGGAUGGCUUUCAGAUCUAUUAUGCUGAUGGACAGCAGUGCAUUGGUGGUGGGAGCGGGGGAAAUGCGGAUGAAUUCCUUCUCUCUGACGACAAGUACAUUACCAAGCUCAAAUUCCAUUUCAACGAUCCAGAGAUUGCAACUCUUGAGAUGAGUCUGUCAGACGGCAGUUCUGCUAGCUUUGGGAGUGGUGGAGGAGAUGCGGUAGAAGGCUAUGUCACAGACGAUGGCUCCUACAAACUCGUAGGAGGUGUAUUGGGCUCGGCCCACAACUCGUACCUCGGCUAUUUCGAGCCGACCUAUGAGUUCACCUACCUCAACGUUUGGAGCCCUGAUUCUUUCAGCUCCGACAUUAUGAAGACUGGCGAGACGCUGGCUGCCAAUAGUGGGCUGCAGUCUCCAAAUGGAAUGUACAAGCUCUUUUUGCAGAAUGAUGCAAAUCUGGUGAUCUAUGAUAUCUAUGAUCGAGCAACAUGGAGCAGUGACACACAAAACAAAUGCCCCAACGCAUCUCCGGAGCUUGUACUGCAAUCUGACGGCAACUUGGUUUUGUACUGCGGUUGCAGCGCACUGUGGGCUGCUGGAACCGAAACGGAUUCCACGCUCUGCCGCAUGGUGGCCAUGCAGAAUGAUGGCUCACUGGCCAUGUACAAUGUGGGAAAUGAAUCCGGAGUUUGGUCCAGCAAAGGCUCGAUUCCUUUAGGCUUUGGAGCCAGCAAUCUGAGCAGCCCCGACUCUCUGGCAGUUGGGCAGCGCCUUGUGCAAUCAUAUUUCCUGCAGUACGAGCUAUCCAUUGAUGCAGGGAAGCCUGUAUUGCGAGAAUGGCAGAAGAGUAGCAUUUGGUCUUCUUCUGCCGGUUGCAACUCAACGGACUCAUUUGCGCACCUGAAAAUGCAGGAAGAUGGGAACUUGGUCUUAUAUUGUGACGAAGGGAACACCAUUUCUCCAUGGGCUUCGGAUACAGCAGACACAUCUUUAGAGAAGCUCAGCGGAGUGAACGUCCUGUCCUUGCUUCCCAACGGAAACUUGCGGAUUGUCAACAAGCGAGGCGAGGUGAGCUGGACCUCGGGGUCUGCGCAGGCAUAUCAAUACUUUCCUCCUUCCAUCUCAAAGUAG
Messenger RNA from Effrenium voratum, 4100 nucleotides. Lineage: Eukaryota; Dinophyceae; Suessiales; Symbiodiniaceae. The record is from the annotation of a GenBank genome assembly.